AUGCUGGUGUUGUUCCAGGAUCGUCUGCGUACGUUCUUUGAGGAGAUGGGAUGGAAAGUGUACACAGUGCCGGAAACGGCAACUAUACUGUUGGGUGGUGGAGUGAAAUUCGCCGAACUGUCGCCCAAACAAGCGUACCAAUUCCAGAAAGAUGUCCUGCUGACCUUGCUAAGAAUCGAAACGGUACUGUUCAACCAAGCAAAUCUCUCAACAUCUGAACGUGUAUUGGUGAUAUGCGAUCGUGGUGCCAUGGAUCCCUCGGCGUACAUUAGUAAGGAGUGCUGGACGAAGAUACUCGAAGAACUCAAUUUGGAUCAGUUCAGCUUACGAGAGGAUAGGUACGAUCAAAUUGUGCAUAUGACCACUGCGGCGGAUGGUGCUGCGGAAUAUUAUACUCUUGCAAAUAAUGCGACAAGAAAGGAAGGUAUCCAGCAAGCAAUCGAGCAGGAUCGUCUUACUUGUGCUGCUUGGCUGGGGCAUCCUCGUGUCGAUGUGAUUGACAAUGUUGAAUGCAAGUCAUUUGAAGAUAAAAUUCUGAAGCUAAUUGCU
Gongylonema pulchrum is the source of this 549-nucleotide messenger RNA. Lineage: Eukaryota; Metazoa; Nematoda; Chromadorea; Rhabditida; Gongylonematidae. The record is from the annotation of a GenBank genome assembly.